Molecule: messenger RNA, 1032 nt
Organism: Zea mays
Lineage: Eukaryota; Viridiplantae; Streptophyta; Magnoliopsida; Poales; Poaceae
Product: putative germin-like protein 12-4
Exons: 2
Coding region: 111-794 (227 amino acids)
Molecular function (GO): manganese ion binding
Source: RefSeq, a predicted model, not a curated record
AUGCAUGUACCCCCGCAUGGACAACGCACCAGCUCGCCAUAGUUGUUUCAUACACAAUACAAGCAUCCUCUCUGCUACUGAAUAUCAAAUUCCACUCUGGGAAGAUAGAAAUGGCGUCUUGUAGCUUUCAUCUUCUCAGCGUUAUUCUCAUCGUGAUCGCUUCUUCUGGCGCCUGGGCUACGGAUCCUAGUCCUCUCCAGGACUUCUGCGUUGCAGACAAAGAAUCGCCUGUACGUGUGAAUGGGUUGCCCUGCAAGGAUAUUAAGGAUGUCAAGGUCGACGACUUCUUCCUAGCAGCCGACCUCGACAAGCCAAGGGAUACGACGAUGAGCAAGGUCAAGUCAAAUGUCACAUUGAUCAAUGUGAUGAAGCUGGCCGGCCUAAACACCUUGGGCAUCUCCAUGGCUAGGAUUGACUAUGCCCCUCAAGGACAGAACCCACCACAUACGCAUCCCCGUGCCACUGAGAUCUUAACGGUUCUUGAAGGAUCACUCUAUGUUGGUUUUGUCACAUCUAACCCAGACAACAAAUUCAUUAGCAAGCUACUCAACAAGGGAGAUGUUUUCGUGUUCCCCCAAGGUCUAAUCCACUUUCAGUUCAAUCCAAGUCAUGAUAAGCCAGCGGUUGCCAUUGCCGCACUCAACAGCCAAAACCCUGGUGCCAUUACCAUUUCUAACGCUGUAUUUGGAUCGAAACCACCAAUCGCGGACGACGUUCUUGCCAAGGCAUUUCAGGUGGACAAGAAGGUUGUGGAUUGGCUCCAAGCUCAGUUUUGGGAGGACAACCAUAACUAAGUGAAGGAGGCUAUUGCCAUUGUUUUUACACACCGAUGUAAUAAGUAACAACACUAUUUUCAUUCAUUUGUUUGAUGUAGCAAACUGCUAUAUACCUUUUGACAUACAUAUGUAUUUUGUUAAAAUGUCAAAUGACCACAGUUAUAAACGUGAAAUCUUAUAUUGAUUGAAUCUCUUUACUUCAUUGAUAUGUAAUAGAUUUCAACUAAUAUGGCAUGAACACAUCAUGAUUAAAACA